Molecule: messenger RNA, 1929 nt
Organism: Miscanthus lutarioriparius
Lineage: Eukaryota; Viridiplantae; Streptophyta; Magnoliopsida; Poales; Poaceae
Source: the annotation of a GenBank genome assembly
AUGUGCUCCUCCUACGACCCCUCCCCGUCCCCGGGCGCCGACGACCUCCUCCUCUACCUCUCCGACCUCGGCCCCACCUCGCCCUCCGCCUACCUCGACCCCUCCUCGCCCUCCGAUUACCUCGACCUCCCGCCCACCCCGCAGCCCCAGCAGCAGCAGGGGAACAUAGCCCCCCCGCAGGACAUGCUGCUCCCCUACAUCUCCAGCAUGCUCAUGGAGGACGACAUCGACGACACCUUCUUCUACGACUACCCGGACAACCCCGUGCUCCUCCAGGCGCAGCAGUCCUUCCUCGACGUCCUCUCCGACGACGCCUCCUCCCCGACCACCGCCACCACCACCACCACCACCAAUAGCAGCGCCAGCGCCAGCGUCAACCACCACUCCUCCUCCUCCUCCUCCUCCGGACCCGCCAGCGCGCCUCUCACCCCCGCCGCGGUCAAUUCCUACGCCCCGGCCCCCGUCGCCCAGUUCGACGGCUUCGACCUCGACCCCGCGGCCUUCUUCAGCAACGGGGCCAACUCCGACCUCAUGAGCUCCGCUUUCCUCAAGGGCAUGGAGGAGGCCAACAAGUUCCUGCCCACGCAGGACAAGCUCGUCAUCGACCUCGAUCCGCCCGACGACCCCAAGCGGUUCGUCCUCCCCACCCCCGCCCCCGCCGCGGACAAGCUCGCGCCCGGAUUCAACGCCGCCACCAUUGUCCCUGCGGCCGUGGCCGUGGCCGUCAAGGAGGAGGAGGUGGUCUUCGCGGCGCCUGGCAGCGGCGGCGGCGCCGUCGGGGGCCGCGGUCGGAGGAACCGCUUCGACGACGACGGCGACGAGGACCUGGAGCUGCAGCGCCGGAGCAGCAAGCAGAGCGCGCUGCAGGGGGACGGCGACGAGCGAGACGUCUUCGAGAAGUACAUCAUCACUGACCCCGAGAAGUGCACGGAGCAGAUGCAGAAUCUGCGGAUCGCCAUGCAGGAGGCGGCGGCUGCCGCCGCCGGGAACGGCAAGGCCAAGGGCCGACGCGGCGGGAGGGAUGUGGUGGACCUGCGCACGCUGCUCGUCCACUGCGCGCAGGCCGUCGCCUCCGACGAUCGCCGCAGCGCCACCGAGCUGCUCAGGCAGAUCAAGCAGCACGCCAGCCCGCAGGGGGACGCCACGCAGCGCCUCGCCCACUGCUUCGCUGAGGGCCUCCAGGCGCGCUCGCCGCACCGGCAGCAUGCGGAUAGGGAGGGUGUGCCACCAGAGGUGAGGAUUACUGGCAUUGACCUGCCCCAGCCUGGGUUCCGCCCUACUCAGCGCAUCGAGGAGACAGGGCGCCCGGCUCAGCAAGCGAUUGCAGCAUCCAAGAUGGAGUCCAUCCGAGUGGAGGAUCUGAACUUCGAUCCAGAGGAAGUGCUCAUCGUGAACUGCCUAUACCAGUUUAAGAACUUGAUGGAUGAGAGUGUUGUGAUUGAAAGCCCAAGGGACAUUGUGCUCAAUAACAUCAGAAAGAUGCGGCCUCAUACAUUCAUACAUGCAAUUGUGAAUGGCUCCUUCAGUGCGCCGUUCUUUGUGACGAGGUUCCGGGAGGCUCUGUUCUUUUACUCGGCCCUGUUUGAUGCUCUGGACGCGACCACCCCAAGAGACAGCAACCAGAGGAUGCUGAUUGAGGAAAACCUCUUCGGGAGGGCUGCCCUGAACGUCAUUGCGUGUGAGGGUACAGAUCGGGUGGAGCGCCCUGAGACGUACAAGCAAUGGCAGGUGCGGAAUCAACGAGCAGGCUUGAAGCAGCAGCCGUUGAACCCUGAAGUCGUGCAGAUAGUGCGGAACAAGGUCAAGGAUUUGUACCACAAGGACUUUGUGAUCGAUGUUGAUCACCACUGGCUCUUGCAGGGAUGGAAAGGCCGCAUCCUCUAUGCCAUCUCGACAUGGGUGGCAAAUGAUGCUCCCUCUUACUUUUAG